Molecule: messenger RNA, 2538 nt
Organism: Fusarium vanettenii 77-13-4
Lineage: Eukaryota; Fungi; Ascomycota; Sordariomycetes; Hypocreales; Nectriaceae
Exons: 4
Coding region: 1-2538 (845 amino acids)
Molecular function (GO): oxidoreductase activity
Source: RefSeq, a predicted model, not a curated record
AUGGAACAACCACAGAAGGUGUCGUCAAAGGGGCAUGACCUCGUCGCACAGAAGAGGGUCGCCGUUAUUGGCACAGGACUCGCUGGAUUGACCACGGCAUAUCUCUUGCGCAGUGAUGAACAAGAACGGUAUUCGGUGACGUUGUUUGAGCAGGCCGACCGCCUUUCUUUCGAUUCCGCCUCCGUCACCGUCAAGAAUGAAGAAACCGAAUUGACUGAGCGCAUCGACUUGCCCAUGCGCGCAAACGCUGGCGGCUACUACCAUCACCUACUGCGCAUGUAUCACCACCUUCGAAUCCCCCUGCACCCAACCCGCUUCCUCUUCGUCUUCGCAAAGGCAUUCCCUACGAACAGUGAUGGAACGAACCGACCCGACGAGAGCUAUUUUGUGCACGCGUCGAAUCUACACCAGAUGCCACCACCGUGGCCUGGAAAUCGCAGUGUCUUGGCCCACAUCAUCGAGAUCCUGUACCUGAUUGUCUGUCAAUUCUGGUUCACGCUGGCGUGCUUCCUUGUUUCCCCGCUGGAGGGACGCGCGACAUCAUCAGGAUACAGCGAGUCGCUGGCCGAUUACCUCGAGAGAAUACGAUUGCCUCGACGAUACAUAUCACAUUACCUACUCCCGCUGCUAAGCGGUGUGUCAACCUGCUCUCACGACGAGCUCCUUGCCUUUCCUGCGAGCGACAUUGUCAACUACAAAAAGCGCUCCCACGGGCAGCAGCACUACACGGUUUGCGGAGGCGUCUCGCAGGUGCAGGCAAGGUUGACCAAGGGCCUGGAGGAUGUGAAUCUAAACAGUCGGGUGAUUGAAGCUGUACCAGGUUCGGACGGGGAAUCGGUGAUUGUUCGCUGGCAAUCGACAGUCGACGGGUCAUCGCGCAUCGAGGAACAGGUUUUCGAUCGUGUGGUCCUUGCCGUGUCGCCGGAUGUUGCUGGGGCAAUCUUCAAGCCGCUGCGACCGAUGCUCCAGAUACUCCCUACCCGUCGCGUCGAGAGCACCGUCUUGAAGCCCCAGACCGGAGGAAAUAUGUGUGUAGUCAAGGACAGCGACAAGAGUGUCAAAUCCUGCAUGCAUCACCUCGCCGACACGUCGCCAUCCGAGACCAUGACGCUGAGGACGCUAUUCCCCAAGUCAGAUAGCGCCCGGACCGAGGCCCUGCACACGAUGCCAAGCCGAGUCGUCGUCAGCACAUGCCCCUUGCAAGAAGACCAAGAAUCGAAAGCCACCACCCUUCGCAGAGCGAGAUUCACAAGGACGCUGCGGAGCACCGAGGGCCAGGCCCUGGUGCAGCAGCUCGUAGGGGAAUCGAGGUCCGCCAAGAAGGAAGAUGACACGGCGGCUGCUUGGGUCAACGGGCAGGACAACGUCUGGUUGGCGGGGGCCUGGUGCUGGGACGGCAUGUUAGACGAAGCCAUCACAACGCCAGCUUUCGCAACAUCGAGAGAGGUUGUGGCCGUUGGCGAGAUACUUCAAGAUGGACUCAUCCUCGACUCAGGGUGGCUUUGCCACUGGAUUUAUCUGGGGCAUUGUUUUUACCAUAGUUAUUGCAGGGCUCAUUGGCACUACCAUUCUGCACAAGAGCGACAUUUACGGUCUGGGGCACUGGAAGCUCAACAUCAGAUCUCCCCCGCCGUCCAUGUGGAUGAACGUUGGAUACUGGCUUACAUUUCCAGGAAAACUCCCUCCGGCGAACCCAUCAAGGACUUCCACGAGUCCUCUGCAGCCUUGCUCAAGCAAGUCAUCGGCGCCGCUGGACUCCUAGACGAGGAACUCCUCGCAGCCGGAUCACGUGGAUCUCUUGCCAUUCUAGAUCUAGGCUUUGGCUGCGGCGAUCAAACAUGGGAACUCGCACGACUCGCCCAGUCACAGAACUGGGAUGACUUUCGCUACGUUGGUCUCACCCUCAACGAGGCCCAGGUUCAAACAUCACGACGAAAAAUCUACCGCGAGAUAGCCAACUCUGGCAACGAUGCUGGAGUAGUCACUGCUGAAUCUUUCAAGCUAUUUUGUGCAAAUGCUGCAAAGCCUGAAACGUGGACUCCUCAGGUGGCAGAUGCUGUCUACUCGUUGGCUGACGAGAGGUUCAACGAACGAUGGUUGCUCGCUCUUGAUUGUUUAUACCACUUCUCCCCAUCGAGGAAGCCCGUAUUUGAACACGCAGCCAGAGAGCUCGAUGCACAGUUCAUGGCAUUCGAUCUCCUUAUCAACGAAUCAGCUUCUGCCAUGAACAUCCUCAAAGCUCGUCUCAUCGGCAAGAUGAUGGGAUGUCCCCUCAAGACCUUCCUGACAGAGAAUGAAUAUCGAGAUCAGCUGGUUGAAUGCGGGUAUGACCGAAAGCUUAUAACUAUCAAGGAGAUUACCGAUGAUGUCUUUUCGGGACUGGUCAAAUACAUGGAUCGACAGGAUGAGUUACUCGCAGAAUACGGAGUGUCUCUGGGUGGUUUCAAACUAGCCGGGCGGUUGUUCAACUGGUUUGAUAGGACGAGAGUUGUGAGGGCCGUCGUCGUGGUAGCCCGCACAAAGGAUAAGACACGCUAG